This is a messenger RNA of Mesocestoides corti, 7026 nucleotides long. The record is from the annotation of a GenBank genome assembly. Lineage: Eukaryota; Metazoa; Platyhelminthes; Cestoda; Cyclophyllidea; Mesocestoididae.
AUGCCGGAAACAGAUGAUCCUCCACCCGAGGAGAACACUCAGAGAACCGAAAUCUUUCUGGGCCCAUAUGACGAGUUUAUUAGUAUUGAGCCAAAUGGUGAUACAUAUAAAGAAGCAUUAAAAUUCAGUAGCUUUGAAAAUGUUCCAGAAGUAGAUUUUGUCAGCCCUCUUCCUGCUGUAGAGGACAUGAUCAGAAAUCGCAUAAUCUUACAGGGCUACAAAGAGGAUGCUUGGAAGGACGAACACACAUUGUUUGUGUUAACUGAGUUUGUACCAUCGAAUGGAGCCGACGCCAUAUUUUUUAAUAUGCUUCCAGACGGAGAACUUAACGUAGGAUCAGGAGUUCCAGUAAAUGCAUAUCGAGAUGUUUGCUAUUUUGUUCGUACUCGGGAGGGUAUCAACAACGAGAUUACAUCGGAAAAUUUUGUCAGAACUGUUCUGAAUGGUUCAGUUAUAGGACAAGGAAUCGAAAGCCUACUUCGCGUCAUGGCUUCAGUGUAUGCACCAACUUUCUUUUUUAACGAGUCGUGGCCUGAUAGCAUAAAAAACGACUUUGCCUUGCAACUACAUCGGUUCAUGUCUGCUCUCACAGACACGAGGUGGAAGCUAAAUGCGAAAACAGUGCUUUAUGUUCCCCAUGAAGGUCUCAAGCUUCCAUCAGCAGUAGAAGCAAAAAAUAAAGACCUCGUCAGUCGCCUCGAGAUGAUUGUUAUCCACUGGACUAGACAAAUUAAAGAAGUCCUUAACUCCCAAAGUGCUCUAGAUGAAGAUGAGGGGACAGGGCCGUUGAAUGAGAUUGAGUACUGGAAAAAUCGCUGUGACGAUCUAACCGGCAUCGGCAAGCAAUUAGAUAACAAAAAUAUCAUCAAGAUCGUGCAGAUACUCACAAUUGCAAAGUCAUCUUACAUAACUGCAUUCAUUCGCCUUUCCGAAGAAAUUAAAAAAAACUCGUCUGAAGCCCAAGACAAUCUAAAGUUCUUGCUUACCAUGAAAGAUAUUUGCAUCACUCUUUCCGAUUUGACGCCUGAUGAAAUUCCGCCGAUUUUGCCACAAAUCAUUAAUCAAAUACGGAUGAUAUGGACGAACUCGAAGCAUUACAGGUCCAAAGAUAUUAUAACGGGGCUCUUUCGGAAGGUGUCUAACGAAAUUAUCGCUCGAUGUUGUAGUGUAAUCUCCCUAGACGACAUUUUUCUUGGGAAGGUUAGAUCAGCAUCGCUCCGGCUUAAGGAAUGUAUCAAUUGCUGUGAGAAGUACAGGUCCACAUACUUGCAUCUAAAGGACAUGCAUUUGAAGUUUUCGGGUAAACCUUGGGACACCGAAGAUGGAAGUAUCUUCGCCCAAAUUGAUGCUUUUAUCCAACGCUGCAGUGAUCUACUUGAGAUUUGCGAUUGCCAAGUCGAUUUUGGUCGAUUUGAGGAGGGUAACCAGGUUGAAAUACCCAUCUUCCAGGGUGCAAAGGGAUCAGAAGUAGAGCUGCUUCUUUUGCAAAUCGAGAACAUGUUUUCUAAGCUCAUGAAAGAACUCAGUGAAAAGCGAGCCGUCAUCCUGAAUGUAAAGGCAACCUCUUGGCACGAUCAGUAUAAUCGUUUUCGCAAUGGGAUAAAGGACCUCGAAAUUAUGAUGCAAAAUUCUAUCAACCUGGCUUUCGAAACAGUUACUACAAUUCAACAGGGCGUGGAAGUUCUCGACAUAUUUUCCCACCUUCAAAAUAGGGAGGCCAUCCGUCGGACACUGGAAACCAGCACUCAUACAGUUGUGGACAUGUUCCUCGAAUGUAUAGUGAAAGUGAAGCAUGAGAUGGUAGUGCGUCCUUUCAUGGGUCUCCCCAGGCCACGUGAACCGAAAUUCGCACUAAAGGGUCUUUUCUGGAGAUUUUUACGGCGACGACUCGAGAAGAAUAUUAGCCAACUGGACUUAGCAUUUUUCAUGCCGAUCGCAGCUACAGCCAUGGAGGAGCAACGAAGCGUUUACAACCAAAUCUGUCAGAGUAUUGAGGAGCUGACGCGGAAAGUUUUUAACGAUUUUAUGAAUACCAUUGAGUCUGAUCCGUUGAAAUGCCUGGAGGUGCCAAUUCUUACUCGAAGUUUAAUUAAAACCGAUCAACUUGAGACAACGUUUUCGGGAAGCAUUCUUAAGUUGAACAACGAGUUAGACCACUGGGUCCGAUUAGGCAUAGAGGUUCCGCACUACGCAGCCGAGGCACAUCGCCGCAAGCCAGAGCUUCGUCACCUACGAGAGAUCGUUCUGGUCCUCGUGCGGGAAUACAACCGCAUCAUAAACGCCCUCAACCCCGAGGAAAAAGCCCUUUUUCAGGAACGGAUCAAGAUUCUUGACAAGAAGAUUGCUCCCGGCCUUGUGAAAAUCCAGUGGCCUGUUAAGUCCAUGGUUGAGUUCUUUAUCAAUGACAGUCGCUUGCAGACUUGCAAUUUGCAAGGCAAGGUGGACGAGUAUAAGGCAGCCAACGCAAACAUCCGGGAGAAUUGCGAACUCAUUGCCAAAACCUUGCUACUGAACCUUGAACCUGGCAGAAUAUAUGAAAAUAACGACUUCCAUGAGGAGCAGCUUAACCAUCGGGAGAGGACGGCAAAGAAACUGAUUUCCCUACACCAGGAAAUUAUUCAAAAAAUGUCGCAGGUCAAGGAAACAUUCGUGUCAGAAAAUCCAGAUGUUCAGGCUCACUGGUAUUCAUACACAGAACGAAUGGAUCGUUACUGUCAAGAGGCGUUCCGAAUGAAUGUUAAGUUGUCUUUGAGCGACCUGAGACGAGCCAUCAACGGUGAUGGUCGAAAUGAACCAAACCCACUCUUUAAAAUUCUUCUUAACCUGGACGGAUCAGUUCUCGUUUUCUUGCCAACCAUUCCCAGGCUAACGGAAAUUGUGGUCUCCAUUGGCAGUCAUCUGAUCGCUGCUUUUGCUAACAUCCCCCGACUUCCUUCAGUUUUGACAAAAAAUAAGACCCCUGACACGUUGUCCAUUGCAGCUGUAGUAGAAGCCGACGAAGAAAUAUUAAAAAUUCAAGACAGCAUUAAGCGUGGAGUUAUAGACAUCUCUAAGCCUGUGCACGAUCCGCUGACUUAUUGGGAUCAAUUCCGGGAGAUUUGGGAACAGUCCAAGGAUGAAGUUAUUAGUCGCUACCGCCAAGUCAAACUCCAUGCCUCUGCGAUUAAUCAGGACAUUUCCAGGUACACUGAAGUGACCAACAAGGUGAUGGACGCAGAAGCAAUGGUGACGGUGCGCUUUCUACAACUCGACUUCAGUCUCCUUAAGAAUGCCAUAGGAGCUCACUGUCGCGAAUGGCAAAUUCGUUUGAUAGGCCUCUUAAUGGAUAUGACUGUCGAAGACCUCAAUAGCAUUUAUGAUUAUAUGGACAGCAUGACUAAAAGACUGUCUCAGAUCCCUAUGUCCUUGACCGAACUCGUCGAGUCGAUACGUCUACUGGAGACCGUUGUCAAUGAGCAAACUGACGUGGAGGCGAAAUUUGCACCACUAGAAGAGCAAUUCGCUAUUCUUGAUAAAUGUGAAGUUACCUAUGCCCACGAGGUGGUCACGAGGCGAUCAAAUCUACACACCGAUUGGGCCAAUUUUAAGGAUAAUUUAGUCAACUGCGAAGAGAUGAUUCGCAGAACCAAAGAAAAAUUCAAGCUAAACUUGCUUGCAGAGUCGGACAAGGUGAAAAAGAAAAUAGCUAGUCUGUUGAGCGAGCUACAGGCUAAUGGCCCACAUGCAUUCAGCAUUUUACCAGAAGACGCACUGAAGAUCUGUCAAGGCUUCAGCGAGAGACUGGGCUUACUGCUUGAAAAAGAGACUGAAAUUCGAAAUGGUCUAACCAUCUUCAAAAUUGAGCAGCCACCUUGCAAAGAGACCACACUCAUACAGAAGGAGUUGGACAUUUUGGAACAAAUUUGGAACAUGAAUAAAGAAUGGGAGGCGAAUUGGGUUCAGUGGAAGAGUGGCAAGUUCUCUGAUCUCCAGACAAUGGAAAUGGAGGCGCUAGCUAGUGCAACGUUCCGAAAAUUUACCCGCCUUGCUCGGGAUUACAAAAACCGACGUUGGGAGGUCUUGGAUGCCAGUAAGGAUCGUGUUGAUCAAUUCAGACGAACCCUCCCCUUGAUUUCCGAUCUUCGCAACAACGCCAUGCGACCGCGUCAUUGGGAUGCCAUUCGUAAAGAGAUGGCUAGGGACUUUGACCAGACUUCAGAAACCUUCACUCUAGAGAAAAUAAUGACCCUCGGUUUCGACCGCUACGCUGUCUUUAUAAGCGAGCUCUCACAAGCAGCCACCAAAGAAUUGGCCAUUGAAAGGUCCCUGGACAAAAUUCAAACCAUCUGGUCUACCAUUGAAUAUAGUAUCGUGCCUCAUAAAGAUAGGGGGCAUUUCAGAUUGAGGUCUACCGAGGACCUAUUCAAUACCCUUGAAGAUCAUCAGGUUCAACUAUCGACAAUGAAGGCGUCGCGUUUCGUGAAGCCAUUUGAGCAUCAAGUUGACACGUGGGAGCGUGUCCUUUCCAAAAUUACUGAGACUACAGAGCUGUUACUGCUGGUUCAACGUCAGUGGCUCUAUAUGGAAACCAUAUUUAUGGGCGAGGAUAUUCGCAAGCAAUUACCAAAGGAAUCAACACUGUUCGAUGAACUUAACUUCCAGUGGAAGCGGAUAAUGACAUCUAUAAACGAUGUGAAAAAUGCUCAACAAUGCGCAGAUAUAAAAGGGGUGUGUGAAGAUCUUAUAAAGAUGAACGAACAGUUUGAAAUCAUCGAAAAGUCCCUGGAUAUGUUUCUCGAAACGAAACGUCAGAUAUUCCCACGUUUUUAUUUUAUUUCAAACGACGAUCUGCUUGAAAUACUCGGCCAAGGCAAAAAUCCAGAAGCGGUUAUUCCCCACCUUAAGAAAUGCUUCGAUAACAUCAACACAUUGAAGCUAGAAAAGAAAAUUAUAAAAAAGGCCCAACCGCUGAUCAGUAAAGGAAACCCAACCACCAAGCCUCCAAGUACACGGAAAAAUGCCACUGAAGCACACAAGAAGGACGACAAGACUAAGGAAAUCCCACAGGAUGAGUCAACAGCAGCAGAAAAAGAGGUACCUUCCCCACAGGAAGAACAAAAUCCUCCAGAGACAGAAGAUGAGCACGAAGAAACCCCCGGUGGUGCAGUUGAUGUUGUGACCGACGGACCUGAACAGGAUCCGAAACCCUCGGCAAAUGAGGCUCCAACGGAAAUUAAUCAGAGCAACAUUCGUCGGCUUAGUAAAUCAAGCAAUAUGCGAAUGGCACGUCGACGCGAGAUGCGCGAAACCUACUUUGGAAGCUCUGGUAGCGAUAAUAACGUAUCUCGGAGUGGUAGUACAGUCACGGUUAUUGACUGGAACGUUAAUGCUGCGGACUUCCCCGCUGCUCACAGCGCCACUCAACAACCGGGUGGGAAAAAAGGGGCUGUGCAAAUCGUUACGUAUACGCUGUUCGAAGGUGUUUCAAUGAUAUCUGCUGACGGAGAGGAGGUUCCAUGGAAGAAGAGUGUGCGCAUGGAUGGCCCUGUUGAAAUGUGGCUCUUAGAGAUCGAGUCUCAGAUGAGAAAAUCCCUGAGAGAUCUCACACGCGAUUGUCGUGCGGUCAUGAAAAAGGCCAGUGUCAGGCGGGAAAAGGUUGUAAAGGAAUGGUCCGGGCAAGUAUGCAUUACAACGAGCCAAAUUCAGUGGACGGCCGAUGUCACUAGGGCUCUGUUCAUGGUGAGCCGAAGACAUGAUAAGAAACCGCUCAGGACCAUGAGAAAGAAGCAAAAAGCCAUUUUAAGCCGCCUCUCCGAGACCAUCCGAUCCAAUCUGAGUAAAAUGCAGCGGCUAAAGAUUAACGGUCUCGUGGUAAUUGAGGUUCAUCAGAGAGACAUCAUCGACAAACUCUACAAGACUGGGUGCAGAGAUACCAACUCUUUCGACUGGCUUGCUCAACUCCGGUUCUACUGGGAAAAGGAAGAAGACGAUUGUUUCGUCAAGCAGACAAACGCUAGUUUCCGCUAUGGCUACGAGUACUUGGGCAAUUCGGGCCGUCUAGUUAUUACUUCCUUGACUGAUCGAUGUUACAUUACCCUGACAACUGCACUGAAUCUUAAUCGAGGCGGCUCACCAAAGGGACCUGCUGGUACAGGGAAAACAGAGACGACAAAAGAUUUGGGCAAAAAUCUUGGCGACUACGUCAUUGUAAUUAACUGUUCUGAUGGUCUCGACUUCAAGUCUAUGGGCCGCAUGUUCUCGGGCCUUGCACAAACAGGCGCUUGGGGAUGCUUCGAUGAAUUUAAUCGAAUCAAUAUAGAGGUUCUCUCCGUGGUGGCGCAGCAAAUCUUGGCAGUUCUAUCAGCAUUAGCCUCCAUGCCGAAAGGGAAAGGUACACCAGCUGACAUUCGCUUCAUGUUCGAGGGCAGAAUGAUCAAAUUAGUGUGGUCUUGUGGUAUUUUUAUCACUAUGAAUCCUGGAUACGCGGGUCGCACAGAAUUGCCCGACAAUCUCAAGUCCAUGUUUCGACCCAUCGCCAUGGUGGUGCCUGACUCAACCAUGAUCGCCGAAAUCACACUUUUUGCCGAGGGGUUCGACUCCUGCAAGGUGCUGGCCAAGAAGGUGUUCACAUUGUACAGCCUUUCCACACAGCAACUGAGCAAGCAGGAUCACUACGAUUUCGGGCUGCGGGCACUCAUCUCCGUGUUGCGGUACGCCGGUCGCAAGAAGCGCGCGAAUCCGGGAAUGCAUGACGAAGAAAUCCUCCUCCUAUCGAUGAACGACAUGAACCUGGCCAAGCUAACUUCGGUCGACUUGCCACUGUUCAAGGACAUAGUGUCAGACCUCUUCCCUGGAAUUGAGGUUCCUGUAAUUGACUACACGGUGGCCCUUCAACCGCUCCAACAUCAAACAGACUUCGAUGCAGCUUACGGCUUGCCAUGGCCCCACCUUCGGGAAGUCGCCUUAGUUGUCCUUGUGCGCAGCAAGGGCCUUGCUAUGCCUCCGGACCUCUUCCGAAUAUUCGUAUCAACUGGCGAUGAACGCUAA